This is a messenger RNA of Capronia coronata CBS 617.96, 501 nucleotides long. Its product is annotated as ATP synthase subunit D, mitochondrial. Gene Ontology annotation, molecular function: proton transmembrane transporter activity. Bases 1 to 501 code for a protein of 166 amino acids. The record is from RefSeq and is a predicted model, not a curated record. Lineage: Eukaryota; Fungi; Ascomycota; Eurotiomycetes; Chaetothyriales; Herpotrichiellaceae. Gene Ontology annotation, biological process: proton motive force-driven ATP synthesis. The transcript has 2 exons.
AUGAAGCUCGACUGGAGCAAAGUCAGCUCCCAACUCGGCCUCCGCGGCAGCACGGCGACGGCGCUUGCGAACUUCAAGAAGCGAAACGACGACGCCCGCCGCCGGGUGCAGGUUCUCUCCGAGCAGCCGACGACGGUCGACUUCGGCCACUACCGCUCGGUGCUGAAGAACACGGCUGUCAUCGACGAGAUCGAGCAAUACUUCAAGACGUUCCAGCCUAAGACGUACGACGUGAGCAAGCAGCUCAAGGCCAUCGAGAGCUUCGAGCAGAUCGCCCUCAAGAAUGCCGAGGAGACGAAGUCCAAGGUCGAGGUCGAGCUGAGGAGCUUGGAGAAGGCUUUGAACGACAUCGAGGGUGCCCGUCCAUGGGAUCAGACCACCGUCGACGAGGUCGCUGCCGCGGCACCCGAAAUCGACGAGUACACCGCCAACUUGGUCAAGAAGGGCCGAUGGAUGCCUCCUGGGUACUUGGAGAAAUUCCCCAACCUGUCUGUUCUGUAG